Messenger RNA from Aplysia californica (California sea hare), 2079 nucleotides. Its product is annotated as cathepsin B. Gene Ontology annotation, molecular function: cysteine-type endopeptidase activity. The record is from RefSeq and is a predicted model, not a curated record. NCBI's taxonomy places the organism in Eukaryota, Metazoa, Mollusca, Gastropoda, Aplysiida, Aplysiidae. Gene Ontology annotation, biological process: regulation of catalytic activity. Gene Ontology annotation, cellular component: lysosome.
UCAUGUUGAAGCUAGCACUUGUGUGCCUCUGCGUGGGCGCUGCCGUUGGGCAGUUGAUGAAGCCUGACUUUGGAGUGCUGUCAGAUGAGGAGAUUCAUUACAUCAACAAUAUUGCCCGCACCAGCUGGAAGGCGGGAAGAAACUUCCACCCAGAGGACCACGCUCACGUUAAGAGAAUCUUGGGAGUGCCUAACCUGGAGAAAGCCGAGUACCUGGCACGCCAGCUGCCCAGGAAGGAAUUUCUCACACAGAUGAGGGACUUGCCCGACAACUUUGACCCUCGUGUGCAGUGGCCAAACUGCACCAGUCUGAAGGAAGUCCGCGACCAGGGAGACUGCGGCUCAUGCUGGGCUUUUGGUGCUGUGGAGGCCAUGACAGACCGUCUGUGCAUCAAAUCUAACGCCAAGUCCCAGUUCCACUUUGCCGCUGAGGACUUGAUGACCUGCUGCCGCAGUUGUGGAAAUGGCUGUGAUGGUGGCUUCCCUGCUGAGGCCUGGAUGUACUACCAGAGAGAUGGCAUUGUCAGUGGUGGACCUUACAACAGCUCUCAGGGUUGCCAGCCGUACAUGAUCCCAGCCUGUGACCACCACGUGCAGGGAAAGCUCCAGCCUUGCAGCAAGAAAGAGAUGAAGACGCCCAGGUGCAAGGACACCUGUGAGAGCAGCUACAGCACACCCUUCAAACAGGACAAGCAUUUUGGUGCCCGCAGCUACCACGUCCGUGGUGAGGACAACAUCAUGCAGGAUCUGGUGCAGAACGGUCCCGUGGAAGCCGCCUUCACCGUCUACUCGGACUUCUUGCAGUACAAAACUGGCGUGUACAAACACACCACCGGAUCAGCCCUGGGUGGACAUGCUGUGAAGAUCAUCGGCUACGGUGUGGACAGCGGAGACAAGUACUGGCUGGUGGCCAACUCCUGGAACCCCGACUGGGGCGAUCAAGGAUUUUUCAAGAUUGCCCGAGGCCGGGAUGAGUGUGGCAUUGAGUCUCAGAUUGUCGCUGGCGAGCCAAAGGUCUGAGCGCCACUGUGCAGAACAGCUGCCAAGGGAGACGUGCAGUUUUGUCCAAAUGUGUUUUGAUGUUAUGCAAAGUAAUUACAGUACAGUUGAGCUCAUAUAGGAAUAAAGAAGUCAGCUUGCCAAGAGAAGACAUGUGUCAAUCUUGUGUAAGUUUGACUCAUAGUAGAUUGCUCAGUAAAUUUAUUUUUUAGGGAGUCUGUUUGUUGUCCUCUAUCUCUGUAGAGCUUUCGUCCCUUUUGAAUUAUUUACAGAGACUAUUUGUGUGCUUGCUUGUUGUGUGCCUCUACUUAAAACUCAUUUCUCUAGGCUUGAAGUUUUUCUCUAAGAAAGUAGUUUCUCGUUCAAUGCACAAAAAGACAUUCCCAGAUACGCGGAAACUCUGAUAACAGCUUUCUGUAUGUUUGUUUAUUCUGUUUAAUAAGACGGAAUGUGCUCCAAGACGUAUGAAUACAAUGUAUAUAUAUAUAUGUAUAUGUGUAUUUUUAUGUUUGCAAAGCCAGGUGCUGCUACUACUUUUUACCACUAUUAGUCUUUCAAAAUACAGUAAGUGUCGACAGUGUAUUUUAUUUUGGGUACAAGUUUUCGGUGAUUGGUGUCUUUGAUUUAAAAAAAUAUUUUUUUACACUUUCUCCAACGUUUUUUUUUCUCUGCAGAACUUUCAACAAGAUUCCUGAGCUUAUUAUUUUUUCCCACAUUGAAUCGGUUUUUCCCACACCCUCUGCCAGAUACACAACAGCUAUUCGAAAAUUUUGUUCUCUUUCCUUAACCAGUGUUUCCACUGAGCUUGAUUGCAAGCACGAUAAUGAAGUUAAUUAAUGUUGCUCUUUUCCAAAAUCUCGAGUCUUGUGGCUACCAAGUCCCUCUCCACAUGUUUCAGUUCUGAUUCCUUUCUCUGCUUUGUGUAAUUAAUUUUCAGAAGUUCACAGUUUCACAAAAGUUGAUAUUUUUACACUUACACUAUUAAAACUUUGGGUGUUUUGGUCUCCAGUUUAUUGGUCUUUGGAGCGUUUGUACAUUUGGAUGCGUGUAAUAAAUAAUUUUCUUUUAUUAAAAAAAAUCA